Molecule: messenger RNA, 743 nt
Organism: Aplysia californica (California sea hare)
Lineage: Eukaryota; Metazoa; Mollusca; Gastropoda; Aplysiida; Aplysiidae
Exons: 6
Coding region: 192-632 (146 amino acids)
Biological process (GO): transcription by RNA polymerase III
Cellular component (GO): transcription factor TFIIIC complex
Source: RefSeq, a predicted model, not a curated record
CACUGAAAAUGUCAUUUGUUAUUUUGUAAUAUUUGCUUGAGAAGGAACGAUGAGCAAACAGGCAGAUCCCUACAACAAACUUAAAAGUCCACUCAUAAGUUGCCUCCAAUCCGACUUCUCAACGGCAGCCCUCUACUCUGGUUACCACCCCGCCUCUAAUAAAGUCUACGCCCAAAUUCAAGUAUUGCGAGAUGGUCAUGAUGGUUGAUAUUCCGACUCAUAUAAACAUAGGAAGAGGAGCUCAGGAGGACUCGUUUGUCCAGAUCUUGGGACUGUCAUCGGAUAGGCCACUGGUAAAAGUGAAUAACCAAGUGCUGGCUGGGGAAGUGAUCACCGCACUAGGGUCUGAUUUACUUCUUGAGAUUGAAACUUCUACAGUACCGUCUGCCAACAAAGAUUCUCAAAAUACCACAAUUAAAAAAGUGAAGGAUGUCAUCGUUACAGAUAAAAGACUGAAUAUGGACCCAGUUUACCUCGAAUCAAAAAAACGAGAAAGAAAAACACCAACCAAAAAAAACGUAAAAGAAAAAGUGACGUGCUGCAGCCUGUGGGAAAUCAUGUGGCCAGGUCAGCAUCAUCCAGUGAACCAAUUGCAGCAGCAGCAGAUGCGGACAGUGGCUCUAGUGAGAUGAAAACUUCUUGAGGGAAUGGCAUUUAUUUUUCCUUCUGAAUUUUGUUAAAUUUUGUUGUUUUUUAUUUGGUGAUUAUGAAUAAAUUGUAUAUAUUUCUAUACAUCACGCUAA